UCAUGAGCAAGAACUCCAUCAGCACCAAUGAGGAGCUUCAUCAGGGCGAUUACCUCCUCAGCAACAACGGCAACUAUAAAGCAAUUUUCAAGGAUGACGGAAACUUCAUCAUCUACAAAUGGGCAACCAAUACCAACGGCCCCGGAGGAAAUCAAGUCGUCAUGCAGGGGGAUGGCAACCUUGUGAUCUACACGAGCUCUGAUAAAGCGGUGUGGGACAGUCAUACCCACGGCAAUCAGGAUCCAAGGAUGCGGCUGGCCUUAACUGAUGAAGGUCAGCUGGUUGUGACCAGAAACGGUCAAAUCAUUUGGACCUCGUCCUAAGGUUCAGCCUGAGGUCAUGAGAUGUACAAGCAACAAUGUUUUGUGCUCCUGUCUUUAAAACACA
Molecule: messenger RNA, 387 nt
Organism: Myripristis murdjan (pinecone soldierfish)
Lineage: Eukaryota; Metazoa; Chordata; Actinopteri; Holocentriformes; Holocentridae
Product: mannose-specific lectin-like
Exons: 2
Coding region: 3-323 (106 amino acids)
Source: RefSeq, a predicted model, not a curated record